GCGGCUUUGCUCCCUGCGCAUGCGCGGCCAUCGCGGCGGCUUCCGGCGCGCCCAAGGCGACGGCGGGGUUGCGAUGGAGCGGUUCGGGCCCGGACCCGUGAGUGCCGUGCCGGUGGCCGAGUUCAGGCCAAAUGAGGGUACAUUAACAUCGACUUUAAGAACACUUCUGUUCUUCACAGCUCUAAUGAUUACAUUACCUGUUGGACUGUAUUUUUCAUCAAAGGCUUAUGUAUUUGAAGGUUCCUUGGGAAUGUCUGACAGAGACAGCUAUUUUUAUGCUGCCAUAGUUGCUGUAGUCACUGUACACGUAGUACUUGCUCUCUUUGUUUAUGUAGCCUGGAAUGAGGGUUCACGGCAGUGGCGCGAAGGCAAACAGGACUAAAAUGAAGAUCAUCAGUGCCUGAUGUCCACAGACUGUAAAUCAGAUUUUUUGUGAGCUGAAUGUAAAGCAUUCUUCUAAAUGUAUAAUACACAUGCACAGACGAGGCUGAUGCUUUAGUUGUGGUUAAAAUAAGAUUUGUACUUAUUUUGACUGUGUACUAGUGUUUUGUGUAAUGGUAACGGAAGUUGUUCUUUAGCCAACUUCUACUAUGUUGAGCUGAGGAAGCCCUCACUUGCAGUUAAAGUGGAAUAAUAAUAUAUUUUUGAAAACUCCUGUAGCUACUUUUUUCAUGCCUACUAUUUUUCUGGCUUGCUCUAAAAAUAAUAUUGGGAUGAAACGAGCAUUAAAUUUUCAAGGAAUUAAAUUGCUGCUUAAAAAAGCUACAUUACUUACUGCCCAGCUACAGUGGAAAAAAUGGAAUUUCACUUUGCUGUGAAUAGUUUCCUGAUUUAUAUGUGUUGUGGCUUAACCCCAGCCAGAAACUGAGCACCACGCAGCUGCUCACUCACUGUGACCCCCUCAACAGAAUGAAUGAGUGUGGGAAUCAGGAAAGCAAAGUGAGAAAACUCAUGGGUCAAGAUAAAGAUAGUUUAAUAGGUAAAGUAAAAGCUGUACAGCUAAGUGUGUUGGUUUUCAGUACAAAUUCAAACCAUUGCCCCAUGGUAGCUAUUAUGAAGAAAACUACCUCUAUCCCAGCCCAAACAAACCAACACAGUGGGAUAGGUGUAAUUAAUCUAUUUCUGUGUUUAGAAGUAAUUUCAAAACUGGAAAUGUUUAGAAACUCAGGUGAUGUCUUUCUAAUGUGAAGUACAAUUCUUUUUUCAAAUAUAUUUUUUAUUGCAGUAUAAAAUUCAAUCUUUAAUUUCCUUUUGGGAGGACUGUGGUAUUAUACAUUGCUCAUCUUUCUCCUCUUCUACAAUUUAUCCUAUAUUGCAAAGGAAAGGGCAUAACAUAUUUUUUUGUUUGUCUUUAGAUAGGUAUGUAUCUCCUUUAUGUUUGCUAAAGUGUUCAGUUGGAUUUCCUGUGGUAAAGCAGUGUCGGUAACAGCCAUAAGCUGCUGUAAUGGCUGGUAGGGGAAGGAGUGAGAGAAAACAAGCUGUAGUCUGCAAAUGGUGUCUUUUAUGGAGCAGAGGACAUAAAAAUGACCACAUGGAAUACUGGCUUCUUUUCAUAACUACUUACUUGUACACUGUGAAAUGAUACAAUAUGUUGAUUGUUUUCUUUUUUCCUUGGUUGUGCGUAGUCAAAUUUUAGUGAGAUUUUUGUAAGAUAAUAUGAAUUUCAUUCCACUGUUGUGCUGUUGUUAGCAAGCUUCUUAAUCUCUGGCUAAAACAUUUUUUCUAGAGUUCCGGCAAGGCAGACUUUUUUAACCCUGAUGAUGGCUGUUAAAGCUGUUGGGCUGGAGGUCAUUCUGUUAAGUUGAAUUUUCCAGUUUAUUGUAUUAGUUUAGCCUUUCUUGGAAGUUUUUUGCUUAGUAUGGGGCUUGGCAUAGUUUUGGUGCUGCAUGUGUCCGUGGUUAAACAUAUGUAUAAAUGAGGCAAAAAUUGAUUAUCUGUGCCCAGUGGCUUGAGAUUUCUCCAAGCCCCAUUCUUGUCUUGUCUACCCCAGUGUCAGGUAUGCAUGAGCAUAUGCACCAUGACUCACUAAUGCAAAUCAGUUUUUUACACUUGGUUUCUGCCGUGUUACCUUCUCUCAUCCAGAGCUACAUUGUCAGGUUGCUGCUGGCAAGCUGGAGACUCUUAUCAGAGUACUUGAAGUGCGAAGUUAGUUUGUACAUGGGCAUAUUGGCUUCCUGUUCUCCAGUGUAUGAAGUGUACGUUGUGGAACAAAUACUGCCUUUCAAUAAAGACCUGCCCCUCAAUACAAGAUACAGUAAACAACAUGUGUGGAACACUUUUUGAAUGUCUUUAAUAUUCCACAUGUAGAGUACAGCUUAAAGCAAAUAUAUAGCCUUGUUCAAUAGCUUAGCUUUUUUUUAUUAUUUUUAAUUUAUUCACAGUGGAGAAUAAAUGAAGAGCUACACUUAUGAAAUAAAGAAGUUGAAAUUUAUUUGAUACUAGAAGACAGUGGCAGAGAAAAUGAAUGUUACAAAAGUAUUUGAUGCUGACUCCAAGGGGAACACACCUGCUGUGCUAUAUUAGGUGGAUCCUGUGCUAUGUCUGUUCUAUAUUUCAGGUAGCAGAAUCCCUAGACAUAAAGUUAAUUUCCUAGGAAUAACAGGAAAAUAAUUCCUUAUUAUAACUUCAGUUAAAAAAAUCUGACAAGUUUGGUCUUCACUGUAUGUGCAGGUGCUGUAAUGUCUCAGAAGUUGGGGGUAAUGAGCUGAGCAUUAGUCCAUCUAUUGGAAGAUCUUUGAAGGUAAUACCUUGAUCCACAACAUUCAUGGUGAGAAAAGAGACACUGCCUGAGUCUGCACAGCCAGAGCCAGGUGCUGGUUUGAUGUUGCCUGUGCUUCUGGAACACAGAAGUGUUCCCACAGAGUGGGAACAAUCCCUCAAGUAAAGGCUGCAAUGAAAACAGCCUGUGAAGGGUUGUCCUCCUGCAGCCCAGGAAGGUUCAUGGGGAGCAUUUUCUUCCCUCCUUCUUUGCCAGCAGUGGGGAGCCAUACUGGAGCAGUUGUAGCUGAAGGAAGGGACCCACACUAGAGCAGUUUGUGAGGACUCUACUGAGGAGGAAAGAGGGCAGGAACAAUGUGUGAAGAGCUGACCACAACACCCAUUCCUUGUUCCCCUGUGCUACUGCAGGGGAGGUGGAGAACUCGGGAGUCAAGUUGAAUCUGGAAGAAGAGAGUGCUGGGGGAAGGUGUUUUAUUUUGCAUCAUCCUACUCUGAUUUGAUGGGUAAUAAAAUUAAUUUUGCCAAA
Molecule: messenger RNA, 3244 nt
Organism: Parus major (Great Tit)
Lineage: Eukaryota; Metazoa; Chordata; Aves; Passeriformes; Paridae
Gene: VMA21
Product: vacuolar ATPase assembly factor VMA21
Exons: 3
Coding region: 20-382 (120 amino acids)
Biological process (GO): vacuolar proton-transporting V-type ATPase complex assembly
Cellular component (GO): endoplasmic reticulum membrane
Source: RefSeq, a predicted model, not a curated record